AUGAGCGCGCCGUCCGCCCCGACGCUGACGCGGUGCCGCCCGUGCGCGCCCGCGACCGAGCGCGGCCGCGGCGUCCUCCUCGGCGCGUCCGCCCGCGACGGCGGCGUCCUCGUCUACGCCAGCGGCCGCGCCGUCGUCGUGCGCGCGCUCGACGACGACGCGAAAAAUAAUGAUGUCGCGCCGCGGCUCUACCACGACCAUCAGUACUCGACGACGUGCGCGCGGCCGUCGCCGAACGGCGAGUGGAUCGCGUCCGGGGACGUCUCCGGACGCGUGAGGGUGUGGGGGUUGAACGACGACUUCACGCUCAAGGCGGAGCAUCGACCGAUCGCGGGAGCGGUGGACGACAUCGCGUGGAGCGCGGACGGGCAGCGGAUCGUCGCGUCCGGCGACGGUAAGGGCGGCGUCUUCGCCAAGGCGUUCGCGUGGGACGGCGGCUCCGGCAUCGGCGACGUGAGCGGGCAGACGAAGCGCGUCAACUCGUGCGACUUUCGCCCCGCGCGGCCGUUCAAGGUGGUCACCGCGUCGGAGGACUUCGCGGUGUCGAUGUUCGCGGGGCCGCCGUUUCGAUUCGCGCGGUCGGUCCACAAGCACGCCAACUACGCCAACUGCGUGCGAUAUUCGCCGAGCGGCGAACUCUUCGCGUCCGUCAGCUCGGACGGCACCGGGAAGAUCUUCCACGGGGACAGCGGGGACGCGCUCGCGUCGAUACCAAAAGGCGGGAAGACGGGCGGCGGGCACGCGGGGACGGUGUACGGGCUGGCGUGGAGCCCGUGCGGGACGAAAGCGUUGACGUGCGGCGCGGACAAGACCUGCCGGUUGUGGGAGGUGCGUUCGAGUCACACUGCGCCGCCGAGUUGCGUCGAGCUCGCGACGUUCGCGUUCGAGGGCGGCGCGGAGGCGAUGCAGGUGGGAUGCGUCUUCGUCGGCGAGAGAAUGGCGUCGUUGUCCCUGAGCGGCGUCGUCAACGUGCUCUCUCUCGACGACCCGUGCGGCGCGCCGUCGUCGCGCGCGCUGUUGGGCCACCCGAAGAGCGUGUCGUGCCUCGCCGUGGACGUGGACGGCGGCGGUGACGUGUUCUCCGCGAGUUUGUCGUCGCUCGCGGGGGGCGACGCGGUCGUGAUUCGGUGGUCGGAGAGCGACGACGGCGGCGACUGGAGCGCGGUCGUCUCGGGGGAAAAGCACGGCCAUAAAUCGGUCGUCGCGAUCACAGCCAAGGGCGCCGGCGGCGGGCGCGUGCUGACCGUCGGCAUGGACGACACUUUGCGGGUUAUAAUGGUGUCAGAAAAUACGGAAGGUGGUGUCGGAGAUUUCGCGUACGUCCCGGGCGCGGCGUUGAAACUGACGGAGCAGCCGAGGGACGUCGACGCGGACGCCUCCGGCGCGCUCGCGGUCGUCGCGACGACGCGCGGGUUCGAACUCGUCCACAGCGCGGGGUACACGGCGUUGUCGCCGGAAGGCGGCGCCGAGCGCGUGCUGACCGCGGGGAUGUCGCCGGACGGCGGAGAGGUCGCCGUCGGAUGCAAAGACGGCGCCGUCCACGUCUUCGCGAUAUCGAAGUCGACGAACGACGGCGGCGGCGGCUCGCUGAAUACCACGGAGACGCGCGUCUUGUCGCGGCACAGAGGCGAGGUCACGUCCGCGCGAUACUCCCCGUGCGGCGGCAAGCUCGCGACGUGCGACGGCAACCGCGAAGUCGUCGUCUGGGACGCGCGCUCCGGGGAGGUGAUCUACGAUAAAGCCGUGUUCCACAAGGCGCGCGUCACGGCCGUCGCGUGGUCGCCGGACUCGAGACGGCUCGCGACGGGGUCGUUAGACGGCGGCGUGAUCGUGUGGGACCUCGCGAAGCCCGCGAUGAGCGGCCACGUGAAGAUCGAGAACGCGCACGCGGGCGGGUGCGCGUGUUUGGAGUGGAAAGACGAAAACGCGCUCGUGACGGGCGGGUUCGACGCGUGCGUCAAAACGUGGCGCGUGCCGUGA
Micromonas pusilla CCMP1545 is the source of this 1980-nucleotide messenger RNA. RefSeq lists its product as uncharacterized. The record is from RefSeq and is a predicted model, not a curated record. Gene Ontology annotation, cellular component: cortical actin cytoskeleton. Lineage: Eukaryota; Viridiplantae; Chlorophyta; Mamiellophyceae; Mamiellales; Mamiellaceae. The transcript has 7 exons. The coding region runs from base 1 to 1980 and encodes 659 amino acids. Gene Ontology annotation, biological process: actin filament depolymerization. Gene Ontology annotation, molecular function: actin filament binding.